Molecule: messenger RNA, 1422 nt
Organism: Zasmidium cellare ATCC 36951
Lineage: Eukaryota; Fungi; Ascomycota; Dothideomycetes; Mycosphaerellales; Mycosphaerellaceae
Exons: 3
Coding region: 1-1422 (473 amino acids)
Source: RefSeq, a predicted model, not a curated record
AUGUCAGUCACGGGCUCACGGGGCGGUGAUGGCUGUUGCAGUGCAGUAGGUUUGGGGCUCGCGAAGAAUCGGACACAGCUCUGGGCGGAGAGCAAGAGACGAUUUUCGCACGACAGCACACAGCUCGGUGCAGCAAGGGCUCGCGGGCUGGGGAUGGAUGCACAAAAAGCUUUCUGGUCGCUCUUGGCUGGUUUCCUUGGUGAAACACGAUCUGCGGCGGACGAUGAUGUCGACGACUGGAGGCUGAAGAGUGGCCAAAAACACCGAGCAGCACAGCAGCGCAGGUGGUGUGUGGAGCGGAAAAAGCAGCAGCAGCCACUUACCGGAGAUGAUCCUGCUGCUGGUGCUUCGCGAUGGGGGAGGGUAGUGUGGGCGAGGAGAUGUCAGACGGGGAGCGGAACAGCAGACGGAGCGAGCACGAAGGCAAGGCGCGGCGGCGGGAGGUUGUCACUUAUACGCAGCUCGAUCAAUUUCUCGUGGGUGGGACUAGGUAGCGAACUCCACCUCUGGACGACUGCUCCAAGCAAGCCUCGACCUCGCUCCUGUUGCUGCUGCAGGAGGCUCUUCGGCUCCAAAAGUGGCGGCUCGCUCACCACUGCGAGAGCUUUCUUCAUGUUUGUGCGGACGUGGACGAAGCCGGUGGGACGGGUCUGGUCGACGGUCACUCCAUCCAUGAGCCCACCACGACCGCGACCACGCCCACUCCUCCUCGGCUGCUGUCGUCCCCCAACACUAACUAAUUCAAAUCCAAUGUCACUGUUCUUCACAUUCACUCCAUCGUUUUAUGCAUUUCCAUUGUUGACCAUGACGCAUCUCCCCAAUGCACGUCCACGACAGUCGCCGGACAUGUGCGCAGUUCCCAGCGGCCAAACAAACGACGACGAAAUAAUUUCUCCCAAGCUCCCGCACGCAGACCCUUGCCCGACCCCAAGAUGCACCUCAUUAGACUCGCAGCUGCGCCGGGAUCGGACGAGCUUGAGGCCCACCUGCUGCUGCCUCACUCGCCAACGCAAUCUGAGAAUGACUUCACCCGUCCCAGUGCCGCGAGCGAGGGAGAUUGCCGUGCAGCAGUGUGACUGCAAGCUUAUUCUCACCGGCCACUUGCUCGGCGUGCCUCUCAACCUCUUGCCAUUCUCGUCGGACGAAUACGGAGCGGGUAGAGAGGAAGCUGAGGGCGCAAUUGCCGUCCUCGUAAAUUCUUCGCUACCCCGCCGACAUCGCUUGCCCGCCAUCUCCAGCCGCGAGUCUGGGCAAGUCGAAACGGCGACGACGUUCACAUGCUUUCAGCUUCGAGACGAACGUGCCAAGCCGUGUCGUGUAGGAAGUAGAAAAGGGCAUGCGUGUCCGCUACUGGACAGGUGGCCACGACAUUCCAAUUACGGUGACACAUUGAAAAUCAGACGUGGGAAGUGGAGAGGCUGA